AUGUUGAGAUUAACUACCAAAAACUCAGUCAAGGUUUCAUCCAGAGCCUUCUCCAACUCCGCUAUUGCUUUCCAAAGCACCAGAAUUGAAAGUGAUGCUUUUGGUGAAAUCGAAGUUGACAGUUCCAAAUAUUAUGGUGCUCAAACUGCUAGAUCUAAAAUGAACUUCAAGAUUGGUGGUCCAGCUGCUCGUAUGCCAACUCCGGUUGUUAGAGCUUUUGGUAUCUUAAAGAAAUCUACUGCAAUUGUUAAUGAAUCAUUAGGUGCUUUGGAUCCAAAGUUAUCCCAAGCCAUUCAACAAGCUGCUACUGAAGUUUCUGAAGGAAAAUUGGACGAACACUUCCCAUUAGUUGUUUUCCAAACUGGUUCCGGUACUCAAUCUAACAUGAAUGCCAAUGAAGUCAUUUCUAACAGAGCUAUCGAAAUUUUAGGUGGUGAAUUGGGUUCUAAAAAGCCAGUCCAUCCAAAUGAUCACUGUAACAUGUCUCAAUCUUCCAAUGAUACUUUCCCAACCGUUAUGCACAUUGCUGCUGUUACUGAAAUCAACAAUUCUUUAAUCCCAGAAUUAACCAAGUUACGUGAUUCUUUACAAGCUAAGGCUGAAGAAUUCAAGGAUAUCAUCAAGAUUGGUAGAACCCAUUUACAAGAUGCUACUCCAUUAACUUUAGGUCAAGAAUUCUCUGGUUAUGUCCAACAAUUAACCAAUGGUAUUGAAAGAGUUGAAAAGACUUUACCAAACUUAUUGUACUUGGCUCAAGGUGGUACUGCCGUUGGUACUGGUUUGAACACUAGAAAGGGAUACGAUGCCAAGGUUGCUGAACAAGUUUCUAAAUUGACUGGUUUCCCAUUCAAGACUGCUCCAAACAAGUUUGAAGCUUUAGCUGCCCAUGAUGCUAUUGUUGAAGCCUCUGGUGCAUUAAACACUGUUGCUGUCUCUUUAUACAAGAUUGCUAAUGAUAUCAGAUACUUAGGUUCUGGUCCAAGAUGUGGAUAUGGUGAAUUAUCUUUACCAGAAAACGAACCAGGUUCUUCAAUCAUGCCUGGUAAAGUUAACCCAACCCAAAACGAAGCUUUAACCAUGGUUGCUUGUCAAGUCUUUGGUAACAAUGCUGCUAUCACUUUUGCUGGUGCAUCUGGUCAAUUCGAAUUAAAUGUUUUCAAGCCAGUCAUGAUUUCCAACUUGUUAUCUUCAAUCAGAUUAAUUGCUGAUGGUGCUGCUUCUUUCAGAACUAACUGUGUUGAUGGUAUUCAAGCUAACAAAGAAAAGAUUGAAAAGACCUUACACGAAUCAUUGAUGUUGGUUACUGCAUUAAACCCAAAGAUUGGUUAUGAUGCUGCAUCAAAGACUGCCAAGAAUGCUCACAAGAAGGGUUUAACUUUAAAGCAAUCUGCUCUUGAAUUGGGUGUUUUAAGUGAAGCUGAAUUCGAUGAAUGGGUUAGACCAGAAAAGAUGAUUGGUCCAAAGGAUUAA
Molecule: messenger RNA, 1470 nt
Organism: Hemisphaericaspora subhashii
Lineage: Eukaryota; Fungi; Ascomycota; Pichiomycetes; Serinales; Debaryomycetaceae
Gene: FUM12
Product: Fum12p
Exons: 1
Coding region: 1-1470 (489 amino acids)
Biological process (GO): fumarate metabolic process; tricarboxylic acid cycle; malate metabolic process
Cellular component (GO): mitochondrion; tricarboxylic acid cycle heteromeric enzyme complex
Molecular function (GO): fumarate hydratase activity
Source: RefSeq, a predicted model, not a curated record